CACGAACACUGCCAGUGGCAGUGGCAGUGGCCAUAGGUGGACAAGAGAGCGCAGUGCGUCUGUCAACAGCCCACUCGUGUCAAUGUCGGGUGAGCACACUCCUGCUUAUCAAAUGAUAAGAGACCAGCACAUUCUGGUCAUUUGGUGAAGACAAGGCUUGUGCAGCAUUCGUGCUACGGCAGCUAGCUACCUAUAUUUAUGGUGGCUGCAGAGUUCUGUCUGACAGCCUGGAAGCAAACUGUUUCUCUACCAGUUCGAGAGGUCCCCUUCAGCAGCCACGCCGAAUUUGGAUAAGGUUGCAAUUCAGAGAAGCAAAUUUCUGCACGCCAUUUCCAUUGUCAAAGCGCAAAACAAGUGCAGUAGCUAAAAGUGGCAAAGUUGCGUCGCCCCCCACUCCGCCGCUCCAGUGCUGCAGACAAGCAAGCACAACCGUAACGCCCACAUUGCAGCUCAUUCUUCCUCACCGUCCCUAUCUCCCAGCCUUUGCGCCGGUGCCGCAGUUCUGCCACGAUGGGGGGUAACGAUUACUUCAGCGUGACGGCGAUGUUUGUGAUGUUCCGGGAGUGUAUGGAGGCCGCCGUCAUCCUGGCAGUGCUGCUGCAAUACGUCGCCAAGACCGGCAAGACGCACCUCAAGAAACAAGUAUGGUUUGGCGCGGGGCUGGGCCUUCUCCUCUCCAUCAUAUUUGCAGUCAUCUUCAUUGUUAUCUACUACACACUAGAUAACGAGGUCUUUGAGGGCAAAGGCGAGCAGAUAUUUGAGGGCGUCAUAUCCGUCAUUGCGUCGGUCAUGAUCACAAUCCUCGCGUUUGGCAUGCUCAAGAUGAUGGCGCUCCAGGACAAGUGGAACCGCAAGCUCAAGAAGUCCGCGCUCGAGGCGCUCGAAGGCAAGACUGCGUUCACAAUCACCUACGCCCUGUUCCUCAUCGCUUUCACUGCCGUUCUUCGUGAGGGGAUUGAGUCCGUCUUGUUCCUUGCUGGAGUGGGGGUCGAUACGCCCUGGAAAGCCAUCCCCCUGGGAGGAAUCGUCGGCGCUCUGUUGGGAGUCUCCCUAGGUUACGUCCUCUUCUUCGGGUUGAAGCCCGUCCAGCUCAAGUGGUUCUUCGUCAUCUCGACCGUGAUCCUCCUCUUCUUGGCUGCCGGUCUCAUGAUGACGGGAAUGCACGAAUUCCAGGAGGCGGGCGCGUUUGGCUACUACGGAGAGGAAGAAGAGGAGGAGGAGGAGACGGAAACGGAGGCCCUGGCGCCGUCCGCUCUUGAGGAGAUGGAAGAGGAGGAGAAGAGCGUUCCGUGGCAUAACAAGCCCCUGUGGAACAUCUGCGACUGCUGCAGCAACGACGACCAAGGCUUCUUCGAGCUGGCCAAGGCCCUGGUCGGCUACACGUGCGACCCGACGUUCAUCCACGUCAUCACUUACAUCAUUUACUGGAUUUUCGUCAUCGGCAUCGUCGUCUACAAGGCCAGCACGGGUACACUCGACAAGUACAAGUACAAGGACGACGACCUGGCAACCGAAGCUGACCUGGAGGCCCCUUCCGGCGCCGUUAAGGAAGUUGGCUAUGUGGAGAAGGCCUGAAAAGGGUUAGAUGAGCCUUUCCGAGAUUGCCCGCGUUAGUUUCAUUGACGUUCCGAAGGGAAGCAUCUGAGCUUGAACCAUAGUAUCUGGACUGGAAAGCCUAGUCAAGCAAGCAGAUUCGUCGGAGUUUAGAUUGACUGCAAUACGACAGUCAGAAUGAGAAGCAAAAUUGGGUUGAAUGCUUCAGCCCCGGUUGGGGGAGUGUAUCAUUAAUAUUCGAAUAGUGGAUUGUUAGGGGAAUCGUCAGGUGGACAGUAGCGUUGCGAGCCCCUUAGAUAGCUCUUGGCCGGGUCCAAAACCAACAGCUUGCGAGCUGCAAUCAAGAGCAGUUAGCUUCAGUUACUGUACGUCGAACUUCCAACACGAGCUGCUCCGAGUCUGAACGGUCAUUGAUUACAGAAUUUCGAAGUUUCUCGCGGCUUCCGCUCAUUUGGUG
Messenger RNA from Klebsormidium nitens, 2011 nucleotides. NCBI's taxonomy places the organism in Eukaryota, Viridiplantae, Streptophyta, Klebsormidiophyceae, Klebsormidiales, Klebsormidiaceae. The record is from the annotation of a GenBank genome assembly.